Messenger RNA from Ornithodoros turicata, 1945 nucleotides. RefSeq lists its product as uncharacterized. The transcript is spliced from 6 exons. The record is from RefSeq and is a predicted model, not a curated record. Bases 236 to 1285 code for a protein of 349 amino acids. NCBI's taxonomy places the organism in Eukaryota, Metazoa, Arthropoda, Arachnida, Ixodida, Argasidae.
CAGAUUUGUUUUUUGUAUUUUUUUAUAAGCAUUAUUACAUUUUUUCCGUGUUCAUAUGCAUUGACAAACAUACGUGCCUUAGAAAGCCAGUUGAGUAGGAGUUUUGUGGGAACACAAUGUGAAUCAUUACGUUUCUGGGUUUUCUACUCUCUUAAACCAUCUUCAAGCCUUCCCCUCCUUAAAGCACAAGUUCUUCUGCUCCAGAAGGGGUAGGUGAGGAAGGAUACAUACAACCAUGACGCAGAGAAAGCCACCGAUCGUUUCGAGCUGCAGCCCGUCCGAGCGCAACGCCGGCGAUAGUUACGCCGCCAACGGCAAGUUACCGCCGGACUACAGCCUGCAGGUGGCGUUUGGAGAGCUGCAGCACCACCUGCGGCAGUCGAGGAGCGAGAUCGAGCGGCUCAACCGGCAGCGCGUCAAGCUGGCGGCCGAGGUGGAAGCCAAGAAUAUCAGCCUCGAUUUCCUGCAACAGGAACUAGAGAAAAAAGACAAGGAACGACAUGACCUGCAGGUCAAGCUCAUGCAAAGCACACAGGAGAACGAAGACCUCCAGAUGCGUCUUUCAAUGGCGGCGGAGAGCAGAGACACGACACUCGGGUACAUGACGUACCCGGGACGUCGCCGUUUCUCUCCGGCAGUGUUCAAGCACCAGGUGGAGCUGGGGCAAGGAGAUGCUGUGGAGAGCUGGGAAGGGGUGUCGCAGCACCUGCUGUCUCAGAUGUACAAGGAGAUGACGGAACUGCAGGAACUUGGGAAGAAGCUUGCGCUCGACGGUACACCUCUGGAAGACAGCACGACAACGUCAGAUCCGUCACCAAGCAGCAGAGAUGUUGUAGAAGCGGAGAAUGAUGCUGAAGAGGAAGAUGAAGAUGUAGCACUAGACAUAGUGUCCACACUGGCCUCCCAGCUGAAAGCGGUCAAGGACAGGCUCAUCGAGCAAAGGAAGUCUCUGCUUGCUGUGACGCAGAACGCUGGUGAAGUUUCCCAAAAAGCACGGAGCACAUCAGGAAGGGGAGCCCUCUCUCCUGCCAAAGACGACUGCACUCGCAGCAGGCUUCCGCUGCCGAACCGACGGCUGUCCAGACAUUCCGCGGACGUUCCACACCCUCCUGGGCGACCGUCAACAAAGGCGGAGAGUAUUCAAUGUGCGACUAAGCCUCGGCCACAGCACCUGCCUCAGGAACGGAGGAAAGACCACGUCUGUCCCAUAUGCGAAACUUGCUUCCCUGCCACGAUCGCUCAGGAAGAGUUUGAAAAUCACGUGCUUCAGCACUUGGCAGUGUGAGCUAAGAAAAGCCUACAUGACCACACGCUCUUAAAAAUGAACUUCACCUCAUAGCACGCUCCUAGCCAACCAUCAUCUUGAAUGAUAUCGUUACGUCCGCUGAUUCGUUGAAAAUGGGAGGCGUACGCCUUUUUCCCGAUUUUCAACGCUUCCCCAUUUUCAACAAAUCGGGGAAGAUAACGAUAUCAUUCGAGAUGAUGAUUGGCUGGGAGCGUGUUAUUGCAGGGAAGUUCAUUUCUAAGAGUGCAUUGACGGGUGUAUAGAUUGUAAUUGUGGUCGAAUACGAUCAUCAAUAACUGUUCGGGUUAGGGAACCCGUAUCAACGAAUGCUGUGGCAGAAGGGAGAAAAAAGGAAUUUGGGACCAUUUGUCAUUUGUAGAUUGCAAAUCAACAGCCCAAUAUUUUGCUGCAUAUAUUAGCCUCAGUAACUUAAUAAUAAUUUGUACGGUAUGGUUUCUGCAUGGGAAUAUCUUGUACAUACGUUUAUAUUUUGACAGAUAUAGGGUUUCGGGUUGUUGCGCGCUACUUUUAUGCUGCCCAGAGAGGUUGGUUUACGUUAAGUGUGCACACAGUAUUAUUAUUAUUAGACGUAAUAUAUUUUCUACAAGCACACAACAUCUUGUUAGAUCAUGUGACAAAUAAAUAAGAGUGGAAGGUUCA